Molecule: messenger RNA, 1113 nt
Organism: Ostertagia ostertagi
Lineage: Eukaryota; Metazoa; Nematoda; Chromadorea; Rhabditida; Trichostrongylidae
Source: the annotation of a GenBank genome assembly
AUGGCCCGACCGACCAUUGGAGAAGAUGGAACGGACGGUUUGUUGGAGAUCUCACAUAAUGCACACGGACAACUGGAAUUGAGUAGGCUUAAACCAUUGUGGUACCUAAUAAUGCUCGAAAAGCUUCAUUUCUUCGUCUUGCCGUGCUUGUUGAUGUCAUCGCCGACAUUGGAAGUGCUGGACUACGGUGUUCUUUCGCAGAACAUCACCGGUAGCAUAGCUGAAGCACUUGCGAACGCUACCGAAGUCGACGAUUACGAGUAUAAAUUAUUCGACAACUAUUUUCCACUACUUUUGGUACUGAUUUCGCUACCGAAAAACGAAACUGAGAGUCUGGAGAAGUACAUGAAUCAACGCACGUAUGCCGAAUUGAAGCGGAUGAUCGACGAAAAACAAAAGGUUAGUGACAUCAGUGAACUGGUUUCCGAACUGGAACAGAACAACACCGAUUUGUCCGAGUUCCUCGCUGUCGUCAACAAUCAAAAGUAUCUGGAUCUACUUGAGGCCUACCAUAAUGCCUCCAUUUACAAUGCCAUACGGGGUGUGUGGAGUUCACAACUCAAUCCUCUUCUACCAGCUAUCGAUCAACUCGCUAUACUUGAGUAUUUCGCUGAAAGAAGAUCGAAUGAGCACUUCCGCCAAUCAUUCUGGUCACGGUUAUGGGCGGCGAUAAGAAGCUGGUUGACAGGAAAGAAGGAAUAUCUUGAGUGUAACGCGGAUGAGCCCCGCUGCAUGCGUCGCAUAAUAAUAGAACGACUUCCUCUCGAGAUGAGAGUGGAACUGGUAUCAAUGCGCAUCCAAGAGACGAAAGUUUUCAAUCAGUGUUACGAUAACAUCAUCACUGAAGAGCUGAGCAACCAGCCACCAUCAGCUCAAGAGGAGUUCGAAAUGUGGAAAAGUGCAAAUUCUCCACCAAAAGCUCUGUUGGAUAUCAUCGCUGACAAAACGGAAACAGAGGAAAGAGCUUUGGAGCGAUUGCGAGCUUACGAUCUCCUGAACUCUCUCAAAGAUUACUAUCGGGCCAUGAUCGAGAGCAGAAGUCAUGCAGAGCAGGAGGCAAGAAAUUCGGCGAUUUUUUCAACGAAUGAACGACUCAUUUGCACGCUGUUUUAA